CUCAAAACCCCGCCGCGCCGCUGUGGAUUUCUAACAUUGUUCUUGAAUUCUUGAGCGUGGGGCGACUAAUCAGCGGGGGAAAUGGCGUUGGGAUUGAUAUUGGGACUCGGAAGAGCGAUGCGGAGGAAGCGUACGUCUUCUCUGGACAUUCUUUCGUCGAAACGAGCUCCACGGGAUUAUUACAAGGGCAAGAACUGCAAGCCUACUGGUUUUCAUACGCGCAAAGGUGGAUACGUAGUGGUGCCAGAAAAACUGCCUAACUAUAUCGUUCCUGAUUUGACUGAUUUCAAGCUGAAGCCCUAUGUAUCUCAAUGCCCAACAGAAGUAAAGACGAGCGAGGCCAGUGAAUCAGCUAAAUCAUAAACGAAGAGGUAUGUGGUCUUUUCAUUCAGUAGCAAUUGGCUUCAUGUUGAUCGUAGACGAUUAGGUCGGCAUCGACAGGGGUAGUCUUAGAGGUUUUGUACACUCGAGCUGAUUCGGGGGAAUGAUGUAUAAAACCCCUGCCCCAUAUGAAUAGAAGAAGCAGGCUUCUCAUUCUUCAAUUUUUGCUUUUGCUUUGUUUUUUUCCUUCUAAAAUGCAGUUUAUAUGUCAAGAGAGAACCGCAAGUGCAUAAUUUUUCUCAGGGAUGUAAUCCCGUGAUAGAUAGACUGGUAAUUGCAGACCAAUCUUAGCCCCUUUUUGUGGACUUUUUUCUUGUA
This is a messenger RNA of Momordica charantia (bitter melon), 699 nucleotides long. RefSeq names its product Mitochondrial ribosomal protein L27. The record is from RefSeq and is a predicted model, not a curated record. Gene Ontology annotation, biological process: translation. Lineage: Eukaryota; Viridiplantae; Streptophyta; Magnoliopsida; Cucurbitales; Cucurbitaceae. Gene Ontology annotation, molecular function: structural constituent of ribosome. Gene Ontology annotation, cellular component: mitochondrial large ribosomal subunit.